AUGAAGAAUUGUAAUUCUAUUAGUACACCAAUUGAAGUGGGUUUAAAAGUCAUCAAAGAAUCUGAAGGAAAGAGGAUUGAUAGCACUCUUUACAAGCAAAUUGUAGGAAGUCUAAUGUAUUUGACAGCCACUAAGUCUGAUAUUAUGCAUGCUGUAAGUCUUAUUAGUAGAUACAUGGAAAGUCCAAGGGAGACACAUCUUCCAGCUGUGAAGAGGAUUCUUCAAUACUUGCAGGGAAUCAUUGAAUAUAGGUUGUUUUACAAGAAUGGUGAAAAAUUAGAUUUAUUUGGCUUUACUGACAGUGACUAUGCUAGCGAUUCUGAUGAUAGAAAGAGUACGUCUGGCUAUGUAUUUAUGAUGGGUUCAACAGCUAUUUCAUGGUGUUCAAAGAAGCAACCAAUUAUUACUUUAUCAACAAUUGAAGCAAAGUACAUAGCUGCAAUGGCUUAUGCCUGUAUAAUUAUGCAAAAGCUUGGCGGCAUUUUAAAGCUAACGUUGUUUAGUCUAGAGAAUAACCAGAUUGAAGGCUCUAUACCAAGAGCUAUUGGAAAUUUGACUACACUUAAAGAACUAUACCUUGGUGUAAACAAUUUAACAGUGUUAUUUGAUAACAAUUUAACAAGUGAAUCUUCAUCGGUGGAGUUAAGCUUCGUCACUGCGUUAACAGAAUGCAGAUACCUGAGAGAAAUUUCAGUGGCUAAUAACCCGUUAACUGGUGUUCUUCCAGUUUCUAUAGGAAAACUUUCUCCAAAAACUGUUGGCAAUCUAAGCAAUUUGAGAGUGCUAGAUCUAAAAGAGAAUCCCUUGCCUAAUAGUUUAGGUAAUCUUACUUCGCUCAGAUAUCUUUAUCUAGCUUCCGACAGAAUAACUUCUUAUGUGCCUGACAGUUUGUGGAGCCUCAAAGAUCUCUUGGGAUUUAUUCUGUCAUCAAAUUUCUUGACUGGCUCUCUACCUUCAGAGAUUGGACUGUUGAAGGUUGCAACAUGGAUAAAUUUGUUGAUGAAUCACAAAAGGAAGGAUUCGUAUUAUGAACUCCUACAAGCAACCAAUGGUUAUGAUGAAAGCAACUUACUAGGCACGGGAAGUUUUGGAUCUGUUUACAAAGGGAUUCUAGCUAAUGGAAUGUGUGUGGCCAUAAAGGUGUUCAAUUUACCGUUGGAAUAUUCAUUCAAGAGUUUCACCAGAGAAUCUGAAGUCUUACGCAGUCUUAGGCACAGAAAUCUGACCAAAGUCAUCGGUGUAUGCUCUAAUGAUGGCUUCAAGCCAAAUAAUGUCCUUCUAAAUGAAGAUAUGGUUGCCUGUGUGACUAAUUUUGGUGUUGCAAAAAUAUUGGCCGGUGAGAAGAACACUGCCUACACCAAGUCUCUAGCUACAUUUGGCUACAUUGCACCAGCUAUAGCUUGCACAGAAGAUUCUUCCAGGGACAGGAUGAAUGCUAUGGAUGUUCUUGCUUCUCACGUCUUCAACUUUGUUGACUUGAACCAAUAG
Messenger RNA from Coffea arabica (coffee), 1488 nucleotides. The record is from RefSeq and is a predicted model, not a curated record. NCBI's taxonomy places the organism in Eukaryota, Viridiplantae, Streptophyta, Magnoliopsida, Gentianales, Rubiaceae.